UUUGCUGUUGAGAACCCCACCAUGAAGAUCUCUCUACUUUUCGUCCUGUUUGGACUCAGUGGAGCACAGGGCCCAGUGUUCACAGCAACUGAAGGAGGAACUGUCACAGUGAAAUGUCCGUUCAGUACAUCUGGAAACAAAAAGACCCUAUGUAAAAAUGUCUGCAAUCAAACAGCAGACUUUCUGAUUCAGACGACUGGCAAUCGUCGGAAUAAGGGCAGAUACAGCAUUAAAUAUGAGAAGCGUUCUUCAGCUGCUUAUUUAUUAAAGGUGAGCAUAAAAAAAGUGAAAAGAUCUGAUGCUGGAGAAUACCGGUGUGUGCUGGAAAAGAAUGGGCACGUUCUAGAGCUCUAUAAAUUCAAUCUAAGAGUACGUGACUCUUUCUUUACUCCUGCUCCGAGCUUGAGCCCACCUGGAUAUCAGCAGACUGCACCACUGUCAGGUGUUGUGCUGUACACAGGUCUGUGUCUGACAGCUGUGAUCGUCCUCUCUGUCACGCUUUUCAUUUGGUGCAGAAUAAAGAGAGUCAAUCAAACCAGAGAAUCUCCCGAGUCCCCAGAAUACGCUCAAGUAGCAGAGAGUGGCAGAGUCUAUGAGGAGAUCCCAGCAGACAGAGCAGAGACUGGUGAUUUGUCCAGUGCAGUCACACACCCUCAAGUGGAUUUACCCAAAUGCAGCAGCGCCCCCCGGUGCCCAACUCCUAGAACAGAAGAGGUUCCUCUGUACUCCACUGUGUGUUUACCACAGCAGUGACUGUGAAGUUUCAGAGCCACAUGUUUAUAACCAAUCUUUAUUUAAUGUUUGCAUCAGUAGAAUUUAUACUUAACAGAAGGAGAUCUGAGGCACUCUCAUUUACAGUAAAAGUCCUUUAUUUAGGCAAAGAGGACGAGCCGAUGUGUUUUGAACACCAAAGUGGGUUUCUUUGUUCCAAAUAUGAAGAUUUAAAAAUCCACCAGGGCCCUUAGAUAUAAGAACAUGGUCACGUGAGGUGGGAGGAUCUGAUAACAUUUAUGAGAAGAUUUCUAGAGCAUGUGUUUAUUAACUCUAAUAGACUUUCUGGUCUGUCCCAGCCCCAGUGCCUCCAUAUGUACCUCUGUCACAGCCCUGCACCUGCUCAUCACACUGGACUCAUCACCCCCAUCACCCCCCUGACACCCCCAUGACCAGAGCACACUCUAAUGCAACUCUACUUCAGCCCCCCUCCCUUGCUAUUUACCACGGAUCGUGGAAAUAAAUGUGACCAUACACGAUAAAUACGAAGAUAAAUCGACUGAAGCUGUAAAACAGCCGUGAUCUGUAGACCCGCAUCACCUGAUCUCCUCAUCACUCUCCCUCACACUUUCACGCUUCAUAACACCAAACCCAUACUGGCCAUAUUUGGAAGUUCAGAAAGUGUUUCUAACCAAAUACAGAUUUUUUGUUUUAUGUAAAUUCUAUGUAAAUGUAAAGUGGAGGUGUUGGUGAAUUCAGAGCAGCUGUCACUUCAGAAGGAAUUUGUCUGUGUAAGAAAGCUUUCUGAAUCUGGCACAAUGUCCUCUCAGCAUCUUCUUAAAGUUGAAGUUACAAAAAGUUUUAAGGAAAAGAUUCAUGAAUGAGGCCCAUUGACUUUACUGUCUUUCUCUGCACAAGCACCAGACCUCCUCAGACAGAGUCCUGGUUUUUCAAAAUGAAACGUCUCUUGGAGACAAACACGCUCCUCUAUAUAAUGUUCCUGCUUGUCAGUCUUUGUUACACUUAUAAUCAAACAAUGCACAUUCUCCAAGAGUUUGUCCCACUCAGACCUUGGGAUGGUGCAGUGUAUGUGCCAAUAUGAGUUUGAUGAGCUCCUUUGAAUUAAUGGAUUUACACUAAUAAAUACAUUUCUUCAUAAUGAAUAUAACUGUAAGCCUUUGUGGGUACCCACUUCUAUUAGUGUACACACUGAAGGUCAUAUAGAUACAACUAUGAGUAGAUUGUCCUUUAUGUUGCUGUUUCUUCACAGGUCCUGUAUGUCUCCUCUGUGAGGUCAUCGUGUUGUUGUACUGUGUUGUAUUGAUGUGUGUGUUUUGUGAUGUGGCGGUCACUUGGCCUCACAUGACCACCUCACGUGACCAUGCUGAUUUUGGUGGAAUGUUAAAUCUUGUUCAGUGAAUCAGAUUUGGCCUGAAGAAAACCACUUUGAUGGUCACAACACAUUGGCAUGUCCCCUUUGCCUAAAUAAAGGACUUUUGGUGUAAGUCAGAGUUUCCUUCUAUAGUCUCUUCACCUCUGGAUCCUUGACUAGAUCAGCAGUGAUGCACUCACCCUUCAUGUUUGUUGUGAAAUAAAGGGCUUGUCAUAUAUUUUCAUUUAUAACUAUA
Boleophthalmus pectinirostris (great blue-spotted mudskipper) is the source of this 2339-nucleotide messenger RNA. RefSeq lists its product as uncharacterized. Lineage: Eukaryota; Metazoa; Chordata; Actinopteri; Gobiiformes; Gobiidae. The record is from RefSeq and is a predicted model, not a curated record. The transcript is spliced from 7 exons. The coding region runs from base 22 to 753 and encodes 243 amino acids.